Molecule: messenger RNA, 1931 nt
Organism: Phoenix dactylifera (date palm)
Lineage: Eukaryota; Viridiplantae; Streptophyta; Magnoliopsida; Arecales; Arecaceae
Biological process (GO): cellular response to oxidative stress
Cellular component (GO): cytoplasm
Molecular function (GO): peptide-methionine (S)-S-oxide reductase activity
Source: RefSeq, a predicted model, not a curated record
AGAUUGUUGGGCAAACGUAGCAAAGUCCAUUCAACUUACCCCUCAAGUGUCAAUCAAAUGAAGAUAGAAAAAUCACCUUUCAUUUCUAGAAAAUCAAAUAUAGAAAGACCUAACCAGGCUGAGGACUUAUAUGUCGUCGUGUUUUCAUUGUUGGUACUCUCAAUUGAUUUGGUAUCAUUUUGUUCUUUAGCAACGGAACGGUUCUAGCCUUCGGUGAUGCCAAACAAGGGACAGCUCAUGAAGCCAAAGUCAAGCAUUCUCACGUACGUACUUGUGGAUAUGGGCCCAAUUUCGCCCUUUCUUUUGCCCCAGUGUGGAGUGUGGACGCUUAUCGCAGUCUGAACAGGUGACUCAACUUCCAGCACCAUAGAUGAAAUGGAAUGGAAUCCACAUGCUGUUUCCAAAUUUUCCUACCAAUUGAGCGCGUGGGUCCCGAAAUUUUAGCUCAGGCUGUGGUUUUGGAAAGACCAAGGACCAGACUCUCCCUGUUCAUGCUAUCAAACCUUCGGGCCUAUUAUAUAUAUAGCAUCAGAGAGUCUUUUCUGGGCUCAAAAGCUUCAUUUCUCUACUUGUUAGCAUCCUUUUAAACCCUUUAGGAUGUAUAAACUUCUUCCCAAAUCUAGUGCCCAAAUGCAUGAUGAUUUUUCCUUCCAGCAGGAGAUGACAUCGAAUGAUCUUCCACCACCGGAGUUCCUUAAAGAGGCCAUAUUUGCUGCAGGUAGCUUCUGGGAACUUGAGGCUGCGUUUGGUCGUGUUGAUGGUGUCGUAAGGACGGCUGUGGGCUACUAUGGAGGAAUCCGUGUGAAGCCUAGUUACAAAGAGGUAUCAGAAGGAACCACAGGACACACCGAGGCUGUUAAGUUGACGUACGACACGAGGAAUACUUCGUACAAAUCUCUGUGCAAGGUCUUCUGGGCAAGCCAUGAUCCAACAAACAAGGAAUAUCUGAACUUUGGAGUUAACACACACUACCAAUCAGCAAUCUUUUACGGGAAUGAGGAGGAGAAGAAGCAAGCGCAAGAAUCGAAGGUUAAGCAGCAGAUGCAGCUGAACAGGAGGAUAGUCACCAAAAUAUUGCCUUGCCAGUCCAGCACCAACUCUGGCUUCUAUCUUGCGGAGAGCCACCAUCAGAAGUACUACUUGCAGAGCUGCCAUCUCCGCCUCUGUGAGUGCCUUAACCUCCGCAGCGCCGAGCAGUUCGCUGGCUCCCACCUUGCUUGCAAGCUAAAUGGAAUAUUUGGUGGUGAUGAGAACACUGUCGUGGAUGGUCUGAAAAGGUUCGCCGUGAGAUGUCGGUUGCCACAUCAAAUCAAGUACGUUUUGGAGACAAUCAUGCAGGAAUUAGGUGUGAAACAGGCUUUGGAAGUGUAGAGGCACUCCAUGAAAGAAAAAAAAAAACAAGUGGUUAAAUUUGUAUGCAUCAAAGACUUCUAUAAGGGAAGGCCGGAGGUCAGAGGAGUGGAAGUUGGCCGGCGAUUUCACCUUCAAAUAAGGUGGACUGUCCUCUAGCUGGCUGGCCUCCCAGGAUUGCACCUCAUUGGGUUUUGUGGGCGCACCAAGGAUUCUAAUGGAAACUAGGGUGAACCCAUUCUAAAAAUUCUUAGUGGAUUUGCUUCAGAAGAUUAGCAAAAUUUGGGGGUCGCCAAACAUUUGCCAUGUGUAAGCAUGAGAAGGUUUGUUGCAACUUCUACGCUACAAAAUCCUAUGCCACUACUGCCUUGCUUAGCUGCUAUAUGAUCUAUCUCAAUGAUAGAUGACUCUUAGGACUCAUAUGGUUUACGAAAAGAAUUUUUUUCCUCAUUAGAAUGUUUUUUCUGUGGAGAGAAUUUCUGAUUUGCAGAAAGCAUUUUAUAGAAAUGGCGGAAAAUUACCUCUCCAAGAAUAUUUUUUUUGUUUGUGCUAAAACGGAUGAUUCAUACAAUUCUAAUACG